Molecule: messenger RNA, 2452 nt
Organism: Acanthoscelides obtectus
Lineage: Eukaryota; Metazoa; Arthropoda; Insecta; Coleoptera; Chrysomelidae
Source: the annotation of a GenBank genome assembly
AACAGGCCAUCUCGGAUAGUUUUAGAGAAAAACAAAUUAGUUGCACAAGAGGCUCUCCAAGCGUCUUAUUAAUUAUUUAUCUGUAGUUAGCGAGAAUGAACAAUGGCGCCUGUUCUAGGGGGGCCUGUAUUUCCGGAGGGGAGCCCUAGGAUAUCUAUUUAUAGAAAUACGUGAAACUAUUUUUGUAUUCUAUAUGCACCUGAGGGAUUGACCAUUUUUCUUCUGUUGCCGUGAUAAAAUUCGUAACAGGUAUAGAGUGUGCAACAGUCACUUCGAACUCGAUUGUUUCGACAAAAACCACGAGCUGAAACCAGGAUCAGUUCCGUCUUUAGACAUCCCGGAGUUCCGUACGAGAGUCUUCCUGUCAACCCUGGCUAUCUGCGAUCUCGUGACAUUGCCCCCUCCAUUGUUGACAGCCAGAUGUCUUUUUGACAGAUGCGCCGACAAGGCGAGGAAGAAACAGAAUGUUUAUCCGCUACCAAGCAGCUUCGAAAGUGUGGUGAAAUGGUUGGCAUCUUCUGGACAUCCGAACUGGAUAAGUACCUCGUUGGAAAAGACGCUUGAAAUAGUAUCGAAACAAAAAUUUGGAGUUUGCCCCGAUCACUUCACUGCCUACGACUAUAUCGACGCGUCGCUAAGUCAGCUUAUAAACACUGCUGUGCCAACCAGGAAAGGAGAUCGAGAAAUCCUGAUCAAUUAUGCAGUGGAGGUGAAGAACGUGGUCCCUCUGUCAUCUCCUGCAUCGAUGGUUCCGACAGUUCCAUCUGCUAACAGUAUGGUUAUUCUACUUCCGAGCAGUGCUCCUACCGGGCAAGCGGUACCAGUAUCAACUGUCCAAGCCCCAAUGACUGCUGCACUACCACUUCAGACUACAGGAACCACUGCACCACCGCUGCUACUUCCACCAACAGUACCAUUAGCACCGCAACUAGUACUUCCUGUGCCGCCGCAAAUGCCUGCUGCUCCCGGCAACAUGGUUCCAUUGUUAGUGUCAACUCAAGGAGAUACAAAGUUGAUGCUAGUGCCCCAAGAAGUGAUGAAAAACAAAGAUCCUACCACCCUGCAAAAAAUGGUGAUAGCUGCAACUAGCGUUCAAUCCCAGCCACAGGCGACAUCGACCCCUAGUGGUGCUAAAGUAAAUAUUUUGCCGAAACCGAUCAAUACUACGCCUAAAGCGAUUAAGAAGUCGCCUAAAAUACCCAUGCCGAAGAUCACGCCUGCCAUGCGCAGAGCCGCCGCAGCUGGUUUAUUACCAAGUUCUACCAUUGAUUUGACUGAAUCACAAGAAACAGAUGACAAAGGAACCGAAUCAUCGACUGAUUUGACCGAAACAUUGCAUAAAGAAGCUAUAGUAUCAACUGAUGGCUUUUUUGAUCCCUAUUCCCUUGGUAUGAGAAGGGGUUGCUGCUACGUUGGAUGCAAGGCUGAACCAUCUCCUCAAAAUCCAUUGUACACAUUCCCAGUUGAUCCAGAACGGCGCAAGGCAUGGCUGCGGGCCUGUGGUCGUGAUGAGUCUUUGGGUAGAGAAUGGCUUCAGAUUUGCAAAAGUCAUUUUUCGGACGAAAGUUUCCACGAAAUGGGUUAUAUGUUGCCAAAUGCUGUACCGCACCAAAAUCCAUUGAAAGCACCAACUAAAGUGUACCUUCUUCAGAACAAACAUGGUCAGCGUUAUACUGAAAUUGAGUUGACAUGUCCUAAACGGCGAGAAGAUGGCAUGUUUCCAUGCGCUGUUCUGAAAUGUCACAGCUGCUAUCAUAAAGAUAGCGAUGAAUACAAGAUGUAUCGAUUCCCGAAUCCUGAAGACGAACCAGAUAGAUUCCGAGCAUGGUACGAGUUGGUAUCUCACCCAACUCUGAGGUACAGUCACCAAGUGCUCUACGAAGAAUUCGUCGUGUGUGAGAGACAUUUUGAAAAAAUAUACUUCAAAAAUGGAGAAAAGUCGCAAGGGCUAUGUGACAUAGCAAUUCCUACUUGGAUGGUCCCUGGAAAGCGAUCACUUAAAAUUUUAGAUUAUUACAAGAAGACAGUGGAACCAUACCUUAAAGAUAUAGGAAAAGUCACUGUAGAGUUGGCCGAAUCAGAAGAAGUGAGCUUGGAAGAAAACUUAAAGACGGUAUGUGUCCUGGAGAAAGAUAGACUCAACUUCCUUGGUAUGGGUAGCUGCUUGAAGUUCACAAAACACGAAUUGAACAAACUCGGAUUCAGCAUGUACAAGAUGACCAAGAACGUGUAUGCAGCCAUUUACGACCUAGAAGAAGGCGAAAGCAUCAAGGUUCACACCGCAAUCAUCAUUGACGAUAAUGAUACGUGCGAAAAAGCAGUGCUUCGACAGAUUUUGGACUCUCACUUGGCCGAUGAACCUAAACCAGCUUUGGAACGCGCAUGAAAAAGAUUAAUUAUUUUGUGAUUAUAUGUUUAAAUAAGCUGAAUAAAUUUAAUUUCUUCUCUUUAA